Messenger RNA from Solanum dulcamara, 3759 nucleotides. Its product is annotated as ABC transporter B family member 15-like. Gene Ontology annotation, molecular function: ABC-type transporter activity; ATP hydrolysis activity; ATP binding. Bases 1 to 3759 code for a protein of 1252 amino acids. The record is from RefSeq and is a predicted model, not a curated record. NCBI's taxonomy places the organism in Eukaryota, Viridiplantae, Streptophyta, Magnoliopsida, Solanales, Solanaceae. Gene Ontology annotation, cellular component: membrane. Gene Ontology annotation, biological process: transmembrane transport. The transcript has 7 exons.
AUGGGAAAGAGAGGUGGGCUUUUCAGAUAUGGUGAUGGUGUUGAUAAAUUGCUAAUGUUUUUUGGUACUAUAGGAUGCAUUGGAGAUGGGCUAAUGACUCCACUUAAUAUGUUUAUUCUUAGUACUCUUAUAGAUGAUUAUGGAGGUGCUACUAAUGAUGAUGCUUCUUUCACUAAUGAUAUUGUUGACAAGUACUCACUCAGGUUGCUCUACGUUGCAGUUGGAGUUGGUAUAUCCGCUUGUAUUGGGGGAAUUUGUUGGACAAGAAGUGCAGAGAGACAAACAAGUCGAAUAAGGAUGGAGUACUUAAAAUCAGUGCUUAGGCAAGAAGUUAGUUUCUUUGACAAGCAAGAUGCUUCCUCCAGUAAUAGUUUUCAAGUUGUUUCCACAAUUUCAGCUGAUGCUCAUUCAAUUCAAGAUGCUAUAGCAGAGAAGAUACCUAAUUGUGUUGCUCACCUGUCAACAUUCAUUUUUGGCCUAAUUCUUGCUUUCUACCUUUCAUGGAGACUAGCAUUGGCUUCAGUUCCAUUUUCACUUGGUUUUGUUAUACCUGGUGUAGCAUUUGGGAAGCUACUUAUGAUCCAAGGAAUGAAGAUGAAGGAUGCCUAUGGAGCUGCAGGGAGUGUAGCAGAACAAGCAAUUUCAUCAAUUCGAACAGUUUACUCUUACGUUGGAGAAAAUGAAACACUACAAAGAUUCAGCAAUGGUCUUGAGGAAAGUUUGAAUCUUGGUGUGAAGCAAGGGCUUACUAAGGGAUUGUUGUUAGGAAGUAUGGGAAUGAUUUAUGUCUCAUGGGCAUUUCAAUCCUGGGCAGGGAGUGUACUUGUUGCUAAUAGAGGAGAAAGUGGUGGUCGCGUUUUUAUAUCAGCUCUUUGUGUUGUUCUUGGAGGACUGUCUUGUAUGAGUGCACUUCCUAAUAUAUCAUUCAUCACUGAGGCAACAAUUGCUGCUGCAAGAAUUUUCGAACUGAUUGAUCGUGUUCCUCAAAUAGAUUCUGAAGAUAGUAAAGGGAAAAUUCUAGCAUAUGUAAGAGGAGAUAUCGAGUUUAAGGAUGUUACUUUCAGGUAUCCAUCAAGACCAGAUAUCCAGGUCCUCCAAGAUUUUAGUCUUAAAGUGAAAGCUGGAAAGGCUGUAGCAAUUGUGGGAGGCAGUGGUUCCGGAAAGUCCACUGUCAUUUCUUUGCUAGAAAGGUUUUAUGAUCCAAUCAAAGGAGAUAUCUUACUUGAUGGACAUAAAAUAAAGAAACUGCAGCUUAAAUGGUUGAGAUCUCAGAUGGGGCUUGUAAAUCAGGAGCCUGUUCUAUUUGCUACAUCCAUCAAGGAAAAUAUACUCUUCGGCAAAGAAGGAGCUUCAAUGAAAAUGGUUGUUGAAGCUUCUAAGGCUGCAAAUGCACAUGAAUUUGUAGCCUCUUUACCGAAUGGGUAUGAUACUCAUGUGGGACAAUUUGGUUUUCAAAUGUCUGGUGGACAGAAGCAAAGGAUUGCUAUAGCAAGGGCAUUGAUUAAGGACCCGAAAAUUCUUUUACUCGAUGAAGCUACAAGCGCACUGGAUGCACAAUCAGAAAGAAUUGUCCAAAAGGCCCUAGACCAGGCUUCACAAGGAAGGACAACAAUCAUCAUUGCCCAUCGCCUCAGUACAAUACGCAGGGCUGACAAAAUUGUAGUCCUUGAGUCAGGGAGAAUUGUUGAAUCUGGUUCUCAUGAUGAUCUAAUGUGUAAGACUGAUGAAGAAGGUGUUUACUUUAAAAUGGUCAAAUUGCAGCAAUCAACAACAAACGGUGAAGGGCCACCUAGUCCGUAUGUUCCUAAAGAGACAAGAAGCUACACGAGGAGUUAUAAUAUGCCUAGGUUGCCUUAUGUCGCUUUGUCAAGUUGGCAAAAUAGCCCUGCCUCUCCUUUUAGCCCAGCAAUAAGUGUCAGUUAUGCUCCCACCAUUCAUACAUGCUCUUAUUAUGAUAGUGACCAUGAGUAUUUAGAGAAUUUCUCUCAUCCAAGUCUCUCAACGUGGCGUUUGCUCCAAAUGAAUGCACCCGAGUGGAAGAUAGCUUUGUUGGGAUGUUUAGGAGCUAUUACCUUUGGUAUACUUCAACCACUUUAUGCAUUUUGCUUGGGAUCAGUUGUAUCAGCAUAUACAUCAAAUGAUAUUUCAAAGAUAAAGUCGGAGAUCAAAGUUUACAGCAUAGUCUUUUUGAGCAUAGGUUUGACCAGCUUCAUUGCCAAUCUACUCCAACAUUACAAUUUUGCUAAAAUGGGAGAGAAACUGACCAAGAGAAUCAGGGAAAAGGUUCUUUCAAACUUGCUAACAUUUGAAGUGGGCUGGUAUGAUCGAGAUGAGAACAUGAGUGCAGCAGUCUGUGCAAGGCUCUCCACUGAAGCUCGUAUGGUUCGAUCCCUUGUGGGUGAUCGUAUGUCAUUGCUACUACAGGUUUUUGUCAGUGCUUCAACUGCUUUUGUGCUUGCAUUGAUUGUUGCAUGGAGAGUUGCUAUUGUACUAAUAUCCAUACAACCUUUACUCAUAGCAAGCUUCUACUCGCGAAGUGUUCUGAUGAAAAGAAUGUCAGAAAGAUCCCAAAAGGCACAGAGUGAAGGAAGCCAGCUAGCAAGUGAAGCAGUAAUCAAUCACAGGACUAUCACCGCCUUCUCUUCUCAAGAUAGAAUGUUGGACCUCUUUACUGAAACUCAGAAAGGGCCAAGAAAAGAAAAUAUUCGACAGUCAUUGCUUUCUGGUGCUGGCUUGUUUUGCUCUCAAUUUCUAACCACAGCUGCCAUUGCCUUAACAUAUUGGUAUGGGGGAAGACUAAUGAACAGAAAGUUACUCACUUCAAAGCACCUAUUUCAAGUUUUCUUCCUUUUGAUGAGUACCGGAAAAAAUAUAGCAGAUACUGGAAGUAUGACUUCUGAUUUGGCAAGAGGAAGCAGUGCAGUUGCAUCUGUAUUCGCUAUCUUAGACCGAAAGACUGAGAUUGAACCUGAGAACUCUGAAGGGCUUAAAGUCACAAAGGUUUUAAAAGGAAAUAUAGAGCUGAAGAAUAUCUUCUUUUAUUAUCCGUCUAGGCCUGAUCAAGCAAUCUUCCAAGGAAUGAACCUGAAAAUUGAAUCUGGAAAAACAGUAGCACUUCUUGGACAAAGUGGUUCUGGAAAAUCCACCAUCAUUGGCUUGAUAGAAAGAUUCUAUGAUCCAAUAAAGGGACAAGUUCUAAUCGAUGAUAGAGACAUCAAAAGCUACAACUUGAAGAGCUUAAGAUCACAUAUUGCUCUAGUGAGUCAAGAACCCACCCUUUUUGCAGGAUCCAUACGCGAAAAUAUCAUUUAUGGUAAAGAAGAAGCUACAGACUCCGAAAUCAAGAAAGCUGCCAUUCGUGCUAAUGCUCAUGAAUUUAUAAGUGCUAUGGAGGAUGGUUAUGAAACUUAUUGUGGUGAAAGAGGAGCACAACUCUCAGGAGGGCAAAGGCAAAGAAUAGCACUUGCACGAGCGAUACUAAAAAAUCCAACUAUACUUCUUCUAGACGAGGCAACUAGUGCGCUGGACAGCGUAUCUGAGAACUUGGUACAAGAAGCAUUGGACAUGAUGAUGAUCAAUAGAACAAGUGUAGUUGUAGCUCAUCGCUUAUCAACGAUACAGAAGGCAGACAUCAUAGCCGUGAUUAAAAAUGGAAAGGUUGUGGAACAAGGAUCACAUUCUCAGUUGCUUUCCCUUGGAAAGAAUGGCUCUUAUUAUGGACUAAUGAAGUUGCAAUCUGGCCAUUCUCCUUAUAGGUGA